Molecule: messenger RNA, 6374 nt
Organism: Archocentrus centrarchus (flier cichlid)
Lineage: Eukaryota; Metazoa; Chordata; Actinopteri; Cichliformes; Cichlidae
Product: protocadherin-15-like
Exons: 40
Coding region: 326-5764 (1812 amino acids)
Biological process (GO): inner ear development; sensory perception of sound; homophilic cell-cell adhesion
Cellular component (GO): plasma membrane; cell-cell junction; stereocilium
Molecular function (GO): calcium ion binding
Source: RefSeq, a predicted model, not a curated record
UAAAGAAGACUAGAGAAGACGAAGGCUCUGAAGAAUAUCGCCUCUUUUUUCUUCUUUUUUUGUGACUUGAAAAUAAACUACUCGAUGUUUCUCUCGUCUUGAAGGAACCGGCAACGGAAUUUCCUCCACCCCCUCCACCAAAGUGGGGUCAGUCCUUAUCCAAGCGGGCGGGUGGAUGAGUUGUGUGGAUGUUAUUUCCUGGAUUUUUUUCCCAUCGGGCUGUGUGUUACCGUGGCCCAGAGAUAGCAACAGUGUGCGGAAAAGUAGAUUUGUAUGUUAAACAUAUGGCUUCAACGAGGACAACACGCUGGAUGCUUGGUGAAGCAUGGUGGUGAAGAUGGUUAAAAUGCAUUUAACGGGGCUGCUGUCAUGGGGCUGGUGCAAAUGGCCAAGUGUAACAGGAACGGGAGUCCUAUGUCUGCUGCUGCUAUCAACCUGUCUUGGCCAAGACACGGAAGACUGGCAAUAUGAGGAGUGUAAACUUUCCCGUUCGGGUCCUCCUGCUACUAUAGUUGCCAUAGAUGAAGAAAGCCCCAACGGAACAUUGUUGGUGGAGAACAUGCAGAUCAAUGGUGUGGCUGAGGGUCCGGAUCGAACCAUCUCUCUGUCUUUGAGGGACAACCGUGAUUACUGGGUGAUUCUUGACCCUUCCAAACAAGCCCUUUACCUAAACAGCACGGGGCGGGUUCUGGAUAGAGAUCCCCCCUCUUAUAUUCACUCCAUUGUGGUUCAGGUUCAGUGCACCAAUGAGCUUAUAGGCACUGUGAUUUUACAUGAGGUCCGCAUCGUUGUUCGAGACCGCAAUGACAAUGCGCCACGUUUCCAGCAGCCCAGAUACUAUGUUGCCGUCAGUGAGCUGACUCCAGUUGGAACUACUAUCUUUUCUGGUUUCUCGGGAAACAAUGGGGCAACAGACAUUGAUGAUGGUCCCAAUGGGCAGAUAGAGUACACCAUCCAGUACAAUCCAAGAGACCCGACAGCUAACAGAACCUUUGACAUCCCCCUGACACUGUUUGGCUCUGUAGUUCUCAGAGAGAGGCUCAACUAUGAGGAAAUAACAAGAUACCUAGUCAUCAUACAGGCAAAUGAUCGAGCCCCUAAUCCAAGUGAGCGUCGAACAGCCACCACCACGCUAACUGUGGAUGUACUGGAUGGUGAUGAUUUGGGUCCCAUGUUUCUACCAUGUGUACUUGUGGGAAACACCCGUGAUUGUAGUCCCAUCACUUAUAAGGCUAACGUGCUGGAGCUGACUGAACCGAGCAAGGUGAAUCCCCUCAACGUGACUCCACCCAUACAAGCUGUGGACCAGGACAGAAACAUACAACCUCCCUCUGACAGACCGGGGAUCCUAUAUUCCAUCCUUAUCGGCAAACCAGAGUCCUAUGCAGAAUAUUUCAGCUUAAACAGAACCACAGCGGAGCUUCUGCUACUAAAACCCAUCGACAGAGAGCUCUACCGCAGGUUUGAUCUGGUGAUCAAGGCAGAACAGGACAACGGCCACCCCCUGCCGGCUUUUGCCAGCCUUCAAAUCGAAGUUCUGGAUGAAAACAACCAGGCACCCUACUUCCUGCAGGCCAGUUACUAUGGCUACAUCAGUGAGGCAUCACCAGUGGGAACCACCAUAGCGACCAACACCAGCCUUUCUGUACCACUGGCCAUAAUAGCUCUGGAUAACGAUGUGGAGGAGACUCGGGAUCCGCAACUUCAGUUCUCACUGGACAGUUAUUCUCAUGUUUUCUCCAUAUCUGCUAUUGGAAUCAAAAGAUAUCUCACACUGGUGCAGCCGGUCGACAGAGAGACGCAAGACUCCUACACAUUCACGCUUGUUGCUUCAGACGGCGUCCAGCAGAGCACUCCAGUUACUGUGACAAUAACAGUGUUGGAUGCUAACGACAACACUCCCACUUUUCCCAAUGUUUCCUAUAAUGUGAACCUGUUUACUAAUAUGAAGCCGGGAGAAACUGUAUUACAGCUGUCAGCAGUUGACUCUGAUGCAGGUCAAAAUGGUCACAUCACGUAUCGGAUAUUGGCUGGUCACCAUGGACACUUUCUCAUAGGCAACAGCACUGGGGUCAUCACUGUGGUGCCAGGCGUGGUGCUUAGUGUUGGACAGAGCUACGCGUUGACUGUAGAAGCCAUGGACAAUGGGCCUGAACCUCAGAGAAGGUCAUCCAUUACUACAGUCUAUAUUGAUGUUUUGCCACCAAACAACCAGAGCCCUCCUCGUUUUCCCCGGCAACAAUACAACUUGGAGAUCAGUGAAGCUAUGAGGACUGGGGCUACACUUCUUAAUCUGCAGGCAGUGGAUCGGGAGAAGGACCCCAUAACCUACAAAAUCCAAAGUGGAGACAUCCAUGGACAUUUUGCACUACAGCAGAAUUCAGGGUAUUUGGUUCUGAACAAUCCUCUAGACAGGGAGGCUCUGGAUUCUUAUACCCUGGUGGUGACGGCUUCUGACGGACACCCAGAAGGAACUUCUACAGCAACAGUGAACAUUGUGGUGACAGACGUUAAUGACAACGACCCGCUGUUCGAUCCUUCCCUGCCAGUGAACCUCACUGUCAUUGAGGAGCAGGAUCAUGCCUAUGUUGGACAGGUCAAGGCUACAGAUCCAGAUCUGGGGGCAAGUGGUCAAGUCCAUUAUCGGCUUGUCAACCACCCAGGACUGUUUUCCAUCAAUGCCACUGGAGCUAUUACAACUGCAGUGCGACUGGACAGAGAGGUUAAAAGCCAUUACCAUCUAAUCGUUGAAGCCUGGGAUGGGGCAGAGAAUCCUCGGCGAUCCAGAUUAACACUCUAUGUCACCGUUCUGGAUGUAGACGACAAUAGCCCAAUAUUCACCCAACAAACUUAUAAUGUCAAUCUACCAGAGAACAGCCCGAAGGACACUGUCAUACUACAACUAAAGGCGAUAGAUGCUGACCUCAGCUCCAACCUUACAUACCGAAUCAGAAGUGGAGGCUUGGACCAGGACAUCACUCAGCUGUUCCACAUCAACUCCAGAACAGGCGAGCUUUCAGUUCUCAAGGUUCUGGACUACGAGGCACUGGCUGACUCAGAGCCCACGUACACAUUCACUGUAGAGGCUCUGGACACAAAAGGAAGCAUGCCUCCAGGACUUGCCUCUGUUACUGUCAGAAUAAUGGACAUGAAUGACUUUUCUCCGGUAUUCAGCCAGUCAGUGUACCGAGGCAUGGUUGCCCCUAAUGCUGUCAAGGGAACUAUUGUAACCACAGUGAUGGCCAAUGACUCUGACCCUGCGGGUACCCCAGCAGGUCUGGUGCGCUAUAAGGUGGACCAGGAGGUGUAUCCAUACUCUGCCAGUAUAUUUGAUGUAGAAGAACAGACUGGACAUGUGGUUACCAGAGUAAACCUGAAUGAGGAGCCCAACUUGAAGUUCAAUUUGGUGGUGGUGGCCUAUGAUGAUGGUGAUCCUGUAAAGGAGAAUAAAACUCUGGUAGAGAUCACAGUCCUUCAGCCCUCUGUUAUUCCUGUCUUCACUCAGGAAGAAUACAGGUUUCUGCCAGUCAGUGAGGAGGCUGCUGUUGGAACCCCAGUGGGAGUCAUCAUAGCAGCUGCUGUCAAUCAAACAAUCGUGUACUCCAUCAUUGAAGGCAACGAGGGUGGUGUGUUUGCUUUAAAUGAAACAACAGGGGUAAUUUACACUGCCAAGCCCCUGGACUAUGAGACCAAUGCCAGCUAUGUUUUGAAGGUAGAGGCGGACUCCAUGAGAGUGGUGUCGUCAAACCUGCGAGCUCCCUCAAAAACUAACACUGCUAAAGUGGUGAUUGAUGUCCAGGAUGAAAAUGACCACCCGCCAGUAUUCACUAGACCUCUCUACAUUGGAGGAGUUGCAGAAGAUGCCAAAACUUUCACUUCAGUCUUGCAAGUACAGGCCCUGGACAGAGACACUGGUAACUACAGUUUUAUAAUAUACCGGCUGAUCAUCUCUCCUCCAGCAAGUAAAGACACUAAAGACACCAAAGAUGGCUUUGUCAUUGAGCCAUACAGCGGCGUUGUGAAGACGGCUAUCAUGUACCGCAAUAUGAGGAGGUCAUAUUUUAAGUUUGAGGUGGUUGCUACAGACAACUAUGGUCAAGGACACAGCAGCAAAGCAGACAUAGUGGUGUCAGUCGUGAACCAGCUGGACAUGCAGGUCGUUGUAUCAAACGUCCCUCCUACAUACGUGGAGAAAAACAAAGAGAAGCUUCUAAGCAUUUUGGAGCGUUACGUCCAGGAACAGAUACCGGGAGCAAGGGUUGUUGUGGAAACCAUCGGGCCUCAUCGCCACGGGGAUGGGAUGGAGCAGGAAGACUACACCAAAUCAGACCUCAUGAUUUAUGCAAUCGACCCACUGACUAAUAGAGCUGUAGCAAGACAGGAGCUCUACAAGUUUCUUGAUGGUAAACUCUUGGACAUCAAUAAAGAGUUUCAGCCUCUUCUCCCUCCUGGUGGCCGAAUUUUGGAAAUCCGAACCCCUGAAGUGGUUACCAGUGUGAAGAAAGCUGUGCAGACUGUAGGCUACACAGAGGGGGCGCUGUUGGCUCUGGCAGUCAUUAUCAUUAUCUGCUGUGUACCUGCCAUACUGAUUGUCAUUAUCACCUACAAACAAUUCAAAGAGCGCCAAGCAGAGUGUGCCAAAACAGCCCGUAUCCAGAUGGCACUGCCAACAGGCAAACCUGGGGGAGGCACUGCCAACAACCUGUAUGAAGAGCUGGGUGACAACGCCAUGCGUGGAUAUGGGCAACAUGAGACGCAACAACUUCUCCGACCUUCUCUGCUGCGGCCUGAGGAACUAUCAGUGGAAUCUGGCAUCGAUCCUGGCCAUGACUACUACACACAGGAUUAUUACAACUAUGACCAUGGGUAUGACCUCCCUCAAUACGGCAGCCGCAGGAAGCUGAUCUCCCCCUCCGGCCUCUAUGAUGAAUAUGGAGAAGUCGUUGUUGACGAUGACGGCAGCUACUACUACAGCCCACAAGAGUCUGAUGCAGAGCAGGGCAGUAGAAAACAUCGGAUCAAGUUGGUGUUUGACCGAGAGUACGAGACCAGCUCCACUGGUGAGGAAAGUGUGCCAGAAACCCAACGCAUCCGUUUGCCCUCGACCCAGAACAGCCAAGUCAACAUUAAUGGAAGCGUCUACAUGGCCCAGAAUGGCUCCAUCAUCCGCACCCGACGUUCAGUAAACGCUACAGGUCCCACACAAACCACCACUACAAACAACAAUCUCAAACUCCCCUCUCCUAUCUUCAGCUCAAGGCUGGUGAAGCACUUUAAAAAACUAGACAAAAUGGCUGCCACACUGGAAGAAAGAGUUCCCCUGAACAGCUUCAGAACAACAUCAGAUGGUGGGUGCAACACUCUCCGCACCUUCCAACGGGCAGGAGCGGCUGCCUCUGCAACAGCCACUUCCUCUUUCUCUAACACUGACAACAACAAAACGCUGAAUGCGUUUAACACUCGGCAAUCCAGCGUUUCUUUAGGGUCAACCAGCACCGGCAACACAGGCCCAGAAAGUACGGCGGCAAAAUCGAACCUGCUCAAUGCGGCACAGGGCAGCACAGAGCAGUCUCAGAGCUCCACGGAGAGAAACGAGUUGGAAGAAGGCGAGAGAGAGUCGAAGGUAGACGGCAGUAACAAUGACACGGAUGGACUCGUAAUCAAAGAGCCACUGGAGUGCCCGAGUGACAGAACGCAGUCGGAUGAGGAAGAAUUAUGGAUGGGCCCGUGGAACAGCCUUCACAUACCCAUGACCAAACUCUGACUGAACUUGACGACACUGUGCUCGUUUCUUAUUGCCAGGAUCACUGAAACAUUCAGACAUAAUUUUUGUUCAUCAGUUGUGGAACUAAUGGGGAUACUCCAAGCCAAUUACAAGAAAUCUAAUUACAGGAUUGGUACAGUACUCUGUUUGUCCAUGGUGGAAGAUUCCUCACAUAUCAGCCAGAAGAACUUAAUUUAUUUUAUUUACAUUCAGAGAGAUGAUAAAAAUAUAUUUGGAGAAAAAAAAAAAAGAAUAAAUUCCUUGGCAUUUAAUUGGCUUUUUGGGUUACUUAUUAAAUGUCCCUUUUGUACCUUAUCCCCUGAAACUGAACUGAUUUCAGAGCUUCGACACCUUUAGAAAACUGGACCUAGACUGAGAGGACUUAUAUUUCUACUUUGAUAAUAGAGGUACAGGUAUGUGAACUUUUAAAUGGCCCUUUAAGCGACUGGUGUCUGUAUGGAACUGAUUGAUUCAUUCAGUAUUACGAGUACUGAUGCAACUCAUCUUGAAUUUGCGGACAUGUUUCAUUAACACAUGAAGUCGUGUAUUGUUCACAUUUGCCUUUUUAUUCUUGUAAAGUUGCUUAGCAGACUUUAUUGAAAUAAAAUUC